UAGAGCAGAAGAGAAAGAUGGUGGAAGAAAGCAGCGAGAGAAGAAAAGAAGAAGAACCAAAGAGACGAAGGGCUUAACCUCUUCUUCAAAAGUUUUGGUGUUGUCGAAGGGUUUAAGCUUUUCAAUUCAAUUCAAUUCAAUUCAAUUUCAUCACUGUAUAAUAUCUAUAUACUUCCAGUAAUACGUCGUCGUAGAUUUUCACUAGUGUACCGAUUCCUACUUCAUUCUCAAUUGCGAAGAUCUUUCGAUUUUCUCACUGGAGCUGUAACGCCGCGAGCUAGAUCCGGAACCGCCGCGAGAUUUUCGAUCCGAUCAAGCUAUAGCAAAUGGCUACUGCUGCCAAUCCUGCGGUUGGUUCCCAAGUUUGGGUGGAGGAUUCUCAAGUAGCUUGGAUAGAUGGUGAGGUCUUGGAGGUUAAGGGGGAAGAAAUCAAAGUCCUUUGUACUUCAGGGAAGACGGUUGUUGUUAAAUCUUCUAGUGUUUAUCAUAAAGAUACUGAAGCCCCACCAUGUGGAGUGGAUGACAUGACAAAGCUUGCUUAUUUACAUGAACCUGGUGUCCUGGAUAAUCUGAGAUCAAGAUAUGAUAUCAAUGAAAUUUAUACAUACACCGGGAAUAUAUUGAUUGCUGUGAAUCCUUUCAUAAAGCUUCCUCAUUUAUACGAUAGCCAUAUGAUGGCACAAUAUAAAGGAGCAGGUUUUGGUGAGCUAAGUCCACAUCCUUUUGCUGUUGCAGAUGCAGCAUAUAGACUCAUGAUUAAUGAGGGAAUCAGCCAGUCAAUAUUGGUUAGUGGUGAAAGUGGGGCUGGGAAAACAGAAAGCACAAAGUUACUUAUGCGCUAUCUUGCUUACAUGGGAGGGAGAGUUAACAGUGCUGCUGAAGGUAGAACUGUAGAACAGAAAGUCCUGGAGUCCAAUCCUGUUCUAGAAGCCUUUGGCAAUGCAAAGACUGUUAGAAACAAUAAUUCAAGUCGUUUUGGUAAGUUUGUGGAGAUUCAAUUUGACCAGAAGGGAAGAAUUUCUGGGGCUGCUAUCAGAACUUAUCUGCUGGAAAGAUCACGUGUUUGCCAGGUGUCAGAUCCAGAGAGGAACUAUCAUUGUUUCUACAUGCUCUGUGCUGCACCUCCAGAGGAUAUUCAGAAGUAUAAAUUAGGAAAUCCUAGAGGAUUUCAUUAUCUGAAUCAAUCAAAUUGCUUUGAGUUGGAAGGGGUUGAUGAGUUAAAAGAAUACCGUGAUACUAGGAGAGCAAUGGAUGUUGUUGGAAUAAGUUCUGACGAGCAGGAAGCAAUAUUUCGAGUGGUUGCUGCAAUUUUGCAUCUUGGUAACAUUGAAUUUACAAAAGGGGAAGAAAUUGACUCUUCUGUGCCCAAAGAUGAAAAAUCUUGGUUGCAUCUACACACUGCUGCUGAACUUUUCAUGUGUGAUGCCAAGGCUCUUGAAGAUUCUCUGUGCAAGCGUGUAAUUGUUACUCGUGAUGAGACUAUAACAAAAUGGCUGGAUCCAGAAGCUGCUGCACUCAGCCGAGAUGCUUUGGCUAAGAUUGUGUACACAAGGUUGUUUGAUUGGCUGGUGGAUAAAAUUAAUAAUUCAAUUGGUCAAGACCCUGACUCAAAGUCCUUAAUUGGUGUGCUGGAUAUUUAUGGUUUUGAGAGUUUCAAGACUAACAGUUUUGAGCAAUUUUGUAUCAAUUUGACCAAUGAAAAGCUUCAGCAGCAUUUUAAUCAGCAUGUUUUCAAAAUGGAGCAAGAAGAAUACAAAAAAGAGGAGAUUGAUUGGAGUUACAUUGAGUUUGUUGAUAAUCAAGAUGUUCUGGAUCUCAUUGAAAAGAAACCUGGUGGCAUUGUUGCUCUUCUUGAUGAAGCUUGUAUGUUUCCUAGAUCAACACAUGAAACCUUUGCCCAAAAGCUGUAUCAGACAUUCAAAAAUCAUAAAAGAUUCAGCAAGCCCAAAUUGUCACGUAGUGACUUCACAAUUUGCCAUUAUGCGGGUGAUGUCACUUAUCAAACUGAAUUAUUCCUGGACAAGAACAAAGAUUAUGUUGUUGCGGAACACCAAGCUCUUCUUUAUGCUUCCAAAUGUCCCUUUGUGUCUGGUUUGUUCCCCCCUUCACCCGAGGAAUCGUCUAAACAAUCAAAGUUCUCUUCAAUAGGUUCCCGGUUUAAGCAACAAUUGCAAGCACUACUGGAAACUCUCAGUGCCACUGAGCCCCACUACAUUCGCUGUGUUAAACCUAAUAAUCUUCUUAAGCCAGCAAUUUUUGAGAAUAAAAAUGUUUUGCAGCAACUGCGAUGUGGGGGAGUUAUGGAGGCAAUUAGGAUAAGCUGUGCUGGUUUUCCAACCAGGAAAACUUUUGAUGAAUUUGCAGAUCGAUUUGGACUUCUUGCUCCUGAAGCUUUGGACGGGAGUUCUGAUGAGGUCACUGCUUGCAAGAGGAUUCUGGAAAAGGUUGGACUUAAGGGCUAUCAGAUUGGUAAAACAAAAGUGUUUCUUCGAGCUGGUCAAAUGGCAGAUCUAGAUACUCGUAGAAGUGAGAUUUUAGGAAAGUCAGCAAGCAUUAUUCAGAGGAAAGUGCGUACCUAUUUGGCCCGCCGAAGUUUUGUCUUGAUACGUUUGUCUGCUAUACAGAUUCAAGCUGCAUGUAGAGCACAACUUGCUCGGCAAGUUUAUGAGGGAUUGCAACGGGAGGCUUCUAGUCUGAUGAUUCAGAGGUAUUUCCGCAUGCAUGUUUCUAGGAAGACAUAUAAAGAAUUGUAUAUCUCGGCUGUUUCUAUUCAAACUGGUCUGCGAGGGAUGGCUGCUCGUAGCGAGCUUCGCUUCAGGAAGCAAACUAGUGCUGCUACUGUCAUUCAGAGCCACUGCCGGAAAUACCUGGCACAACAUCAUUUUACAAACUUAAAGAAGGCAGCAAUUACAACACAAUGUGCAUGGAGAGGAAAAGUUGCUCGACAAGAAUUAAGAAAGCUCAAGAUGGCUGCAAGAGAAACUGGAGCUCUCCAAGCUGCCAAAAACAAGCUUGAAAAGCAAGUUGAAGACCUUACAUUGAGAUUGCAGCUGGAAAAACGCUUGAGGGUCGACAUUGAAGAAUCAAAAACACAUGAAAAUGAAAAAUUACAAUCUGCUUUGCAAGAGAUGCAACUUCAGUUUAAAGAAACUAAGUUAUUACUUCAAAAGGAGCGUGAGGCUGCAAAAAGAGAAGCAGAGAGAGCGCCUCUCAUACAGGAGGUUCCUGUUGUUGACCAUUCUUUGUUGGAGAAGCUUACUAGUGAAAAUGAGAAGCUCAAGACCUUGGUGAGUUCAUUGGAAAAGAAAAUUGAUGAAACAGAAAAAAGAUAUGAAGAGGCAAACAAAAUUAGUGAAGAAAGGUUGAAGCAAACUUUAGAUGCUGAAACAAAAAUAAUCCAGUUGAAGACUGCUAUGCAAAGGCUCGAAGAUAAAUUCUCAGAUAUGGAAUCUGAAAAUCAGGUUCUUCGGCAACAGUCUCUGCUAAACUCAUCUGCAAAAACAAUGUCAGAACACCUUUCUACCCACGUAUCCGAGAAGUUGGAAAAUGGUCACCACAUGGUGGAAGAUCAGAAAGCUGCAUUGUGUUUGCAGGAAGCAGAGAGUGUCACACCUGUGAAGAAGUUUGGUACAGACUCUGAUGGCAAAUUGAGGAGAUCCAUGAUUGAACGUCAACAUGAGAAUGUUGAUGCACUUGUCAACUGUGUUAUGAAAAGUAUUGGUUUCCAUCACGGAAAGCCUGUUGCUGCAUUUACCAUUUACAAAUGUCUUCUCCACUGGAAAUCAUUUGAAGCUGAAAGAACAAGUGUAUUUGAUCGCCUUAUCCAGAUGAUUGGUUCUGCAAUUGAGAAUCAAGAUGACAAUAAUCUUAUGGCCUAUUGGCUGUCAAAUUUGUCUGCACUAUUGUUUUUGCUCCAGCAAAGUCUGAAAUCUGGUGGUGCAACUGAUGCAACUCCUGUCAAAAAACCACCAAAUCCGACAUCCCUCUUUGGAAGAAUGACUAUGGGUUUUCGUUCAUCUCCUUCUUCUGCCAGCCUUCCUACCCCACCGUCGGAUGUUGUACGCAAGGUAGAAGCUAAAUAUCCUGCUUUGCUUUUCAAGCAACAGCUCACUGCUUAUGUUGAGAAAAUAUACGGUAUCCUUCGGGACAACUUGAAGAAAGAAUUGUCAUCAUUGCUUUCGUCAUGUAUCCAGGCACCAAGAACAUCUAAGGGAGUGCUACGAUCUGGCCGGUCCUUUGGUAAAGAUUCUCCCAUGGGUCACUGGCAGAGUAUUAUAGAAUCCCUAAACACUCUCCUUUGUACUCUGAAAGAGAACUUUGUACCUCCAGUCCUUAUACAAAAGAUCUUCACUCAAACAUUCUCAUAUAUUAAUGUUCAACUCUUCAAUAGUCUUCUUCUGCGUCGUGAUUGUUGCACAUUCAGCAAUGGGGAAUAUGUGAAAGCUGGUUUAGCAGAAUUGGAGUUGUGGUGCUGCCAAGCAAAAGAGGAGUAUGCAGGUUCAUCUUGGGAUGAGCUUAAGCACAUAAGACAAGCUGUUGGAUUCUUGGUUAUUCAUCAGAAGUAUAGGAUUUCCUACGAUGAAAUCAUAAAUGAUUUAUGCCCAGUCAUGAGUGUCCAGCAGUUGUACAGAAUAUGUACACUUUACUGGGAUGCUAACUACAAUACUCGAAGUGUAUCUCCAGAUGUCCUUUUAAGCAUGAAGGUUCUUAUGACAGAGGACUCUAAUAAUGCUCAGAGUGAUUCUUUCUUGUUGGAUGACAGUUCCAGUAUCCCCUUCUCAGUGGAUGACCUCUCUACAUCACUACAAGAGAAGGAUUUCUCAGACAUGAAACCAGCGGAUGAGCUGCUCGAGAAUCCUGCCUUCAUAUUUUUAAAUGAGUAGGCAAGGAAACUCGGUAUGUGUUUAUCAUAGUCGUCAAGGGAAGCAACAAAAUCAGUUGCUAGUCCUUGUCAGUGGUUGUAAAUCCAUUUUUAUUUUUAUUUUUAUUCUUUUUUAUUUCUACUCUUUUUUUUUUUUGUUUUUGAUUUACCAUCCUACAUCUUGUUUGUCAUAUCCCUGCAUUGUCAUGGCCCUGAUGUAAAAUUAUUUUUUCAUUCUUUCGUUGGCAUUCAAUUGUAAAGUCGUCAUUUAAAGAGGGGCAGGGAUAUUUUUUUAGGAUUAGUGAUCUUGCUUUGUAUGUCCAUUUUUGUUUUCCUGGUCAGAAAACCGUUAGAAAGUGAAGCUGAGCUGCUUGCAAUUUUGUUUUGGCUUUCAAGCUCACUUUCCUCUCAUUUUUUUA
Cajanus cajan (pigeon pea) is the source of this 5280-nucleotide messenger RNA. Its product is annotated as myosin-6. Gene Ontology annotation, biological process: actin filament organization. Gene Ontology annotation, cellular component: actin cytoskeleton; membrane; myosin complex. Gene Ontology annotation, molecular function: actin filament binding; microfilament motor activity; ATP binding. NCBI's taxonomy places the organism in Eukaryota, Viridiplantae, Streptophyta, Magnoliopsida, Fabales, Fabaceae. The record is from RefSeq and is a predicted model, not a curated record.